Messenger RNA from Penicillium hordei, 2214 nucleotides. RefSeq lists its product as uncharacterized. Gene Ontology annotation, biological process: vesicle-mediated transport; intracellular protein transport. Gene Ontology annotation, molecular function: GTPase activity; GTP binding. The transcript has 3 exons. The record is from RefSeq and is a predicted model, not a curated record. NCBI's taxonomy places the organism in Eukaryota, Fungi, Ascomycota, Eurotiomycetes, Eurotiales, Aspergillaceae. The coding region runs from base 1 to 2214 and encodes 737 amino acids. Gene Ontology annotation, cellular component: cytoplasm.
AUGGCGGGUUUGAUGUCAUCGGCUGGGGCCUAUAUGCGCCGAUUAUGGAAGAACGAGUCUCCAUCUGUUCGAGUUUGUCUAUUUGGAUCCGGUGGAGCUGGAAAGACUACCCUCCUAUACCGACUCAUCGAGGGUAGGCAGGUCACCACAGUCCCGACGAUUGGCUUCAAUUUAGAAAAUCUUCAUGUCCCAUCAGAAGGUGUGGAUUUUGAGAUCUGGGAGUGGGCGGGAGGGUGUUCUUCGCUUCCUUUAUCGGUGUUUGAGCAUGUAGUCCACUCUGAAGUGAUCUGCUUGUUUAUCAUCGACGCAUCGGAUCAAUACGACUACGUCAAGUAUGAUCUCGAUCAUGUGAUAAAUAGAACCGAGGAGGCAAAGCACUUUGCGGUCAUAUUCAACCACAAAGUCCAAAACAGCCAGGUGGAUGCCACGGCGUUGAAAAAGAUGGUCAAUGACAGAAUCCGCUCGCGCCAAGGUUCCGGCCUGUACGGACCGACAUGCGCAGUGUACGACGACCUCGACAGAUUCAAUGCCGCGACCGGUGAGCAGUUGGACAUUUUAUUGUCACGCCUGAUUCACGUUGCGAAAACAAAUAAACCCCAUUUGCGGGAGGAACCGGCCACGAAGGUCGUGCUACCGAAUUCGAGUAUUCCCAAACCUUCCAAGCAAGAGCUCUUGCGGAGGAUCGAGGACCGAUCCAAAGAAUCAGUCCAUCAGCUGCCCCCUGAUCAGUUCGUUAAGCAGAUGAUCGCUGGGACAUUAUCGACUUGGGAUCAUAUGUGUCAUCUACGGGCUGGGUUCCUUUGUUUGAUGGAAUCCAUCAUGGAAGAAGACGUCGUCUUUGCUGCAGCGGAGCUGUUCCUGCGGCGCCUGGAUGCCAUGUUGCGUGCUAGCCCGGGCAAGUUCCGCAAUACGUUCCACCGAACCCUCACAAUAUUCUGGAUGCAUCAAAUUCACGUUCAGAUGUUAGUUGCCCGCCAAAAGACCGGCGUCUUGCCUUCUUAUAACUCUUUCACUGAAUUCUUGCGGCAAUGCCCCGAACUCAUGGACGGCCAGGGGUGGGACCAAUACUGGACGAAAGAAAUCCUCUUCGGCCACGAGGCUAGAGAAGCCUGGGUAUUGCCGGACCUGAAAUCACUAGCCCGGUAUACCCCUUCGUCUCAACCGAACAAGCCGAAGAAGAAGGCCCAGGCUCCUCGGACUAACAUCCAAAUCUAUCAACGGUUCGCAUAUGGGAUCGUGAAAACUGUCAAGUCUACCGACCAGCGGCGCGCCACGAUCAUUAAUGACACUCUCCCCAUCAUCCAGUCGUAUCUGACCCAACUGCGUGCCCAAUCCCAGUCAAUCGGAAGUAAUGAACCUUACUCUUUGACCCAAGCGUAUUUUUGGAUCCAAAUGAUGCACGUUGCGGUUGCGUCUAUCCCGCCUGCUGUAUCAGUGGACAUUACCAAGCUGAGCUUUGAAAGCUUUGGUACCCUCUUUCCAGAUUUAGUCGGUGCGGAGGACCUGUGGACAGAAUACUAUACACCCCAGCAGUGGAACUCCGUGGAGGCGAGGAUGAGGACAGUGCUUCCACGCAAGAAAAACCUUCCUAACUUUUUCCCGCCUCCGUCUCAAGCUCAGAUGGACAAAGCGAUUGCGUCGCGCUUGGAUGAGAAGUAUGCAGGCCCUGACGAAAUCACAUACUUCAUGGAUGGCCGGCCCAGUGCCGAGGAGCUAUUCCUAAGGGUGCGGUGGGCCGUCAAGUCAACCACGGUCACGGACGGGAAACACGACGAAUAUGAUGGAACAAUGGAUAGUCACGCAGCGCUCUUGCGGUAUGUAUUCAAUCGACUGAUCCUGACAGACUCAACCAGCACCAGUGGAAAGCUAGUCUCUCAGGCGGUAUGGGAAGAGAUGUCGUUUCUCCACCGUAAAGGCCAGUAUACGUGCGCGGUCUUCUGGGCUCGGAUGAUCCUGGCAGCAUUCGCUAGGACGGAUGCAGCGUUUCGGAAGAACGUAGAUGGAUACCGCGGUAUGGUGGAAGAGACAGAAAUGGAAGCAGCAGAGACACGCUUGUUUUCUCAUUUUCUUUCUGCCAGUAUGGAACUCUGCUGGGAACGUUUGUGGGCAACAUAUUACUCGGAUGAGAUGUGGAAGAGCAAAGACGCGGCAGUUGGAUAUGUCCUUCCUGACAAGAGACCGCUUCCAGCAUAUAUUGAGGAGAGAUUGAAUUGA